This is a messenger RNA of Enterobius vermicularis (human pinworm), 612 nucleotides long. The record is from the annotation of a GenBank genome assembly. Lineage: Eukaryota; Metazoa; Nematoda; Chromadorea; Rhabditida; Oxyuridae.
AUGGGACUGAUUGACAAACCGAUAGUCAUUGAUGGCAAAGGCCAUUUAUUGGGCAGAUUAGCAUCGAUAGUAGCAAAACAGCUGCUAUGGGGACAAAAAAUUGUGGUAGUGAGAUGCGAGGAAAUUAUGAUUUCCGGUAACUUCCACCGGGCAAAGCUGAAGUACCUGAGCUUUCUGCGUAAAAGAUGCAAUGUAAAACCGGCCAGAGGGCCAUUCCAUCUUCGUGCACCGAGCAAAAUUUUUUGGAGGACAGUGCGUGGGAUGUUGCCACAUAAGACUCAUAGAGGCGCGCUAGCACUGCGAAGAUUAAAGUGCAGAGAUGGCGUCCCUCAACCCUAUGAUCGAACUAAACGAAUGUGUGUUCCAAGCGCAUUAAGGUACUUGGCACUUAAGCCGCGACGAAAAUACUGUACAGUUGGACGAUUGUCACAUGAAGUUGGUUGGCAGUAUAGGGAUGUUGUUGCUAAACUCGAAGCGAAAAGGAAAGUGAGAGGCGUUGCGUUUUAUGAAAAAAGGAAGGCGAUGUCAAAAUUAGAAGCAAAAGCACUGGAGGCUGCGGCGAAAAAGGCCGAACCCUUCCAAAAAAUUAUCGAGUCUUACGGUUACCACUGA